Fukomys damarensis (Damara mole-rat) is the source of this 1816-nucleotide messenger RNA. It is a transcript of the gene Cenpn, whose product is annotated as centromere protein N. Gene Ontology annotation, biological process: chromosome segregation; CENP-A containing chromatin assembly. The record is from RefSeq and is a predicted model, not a curated record. NCBI's taxonomy places the organism in Eukaryota, Metazoa, Chordata, Mammalia, Rodentia, Bathyergidae. Bases 146 to 1177 code for a protein of 343 amino acids. The transcript has 11 exons.
UGUCGUGACCCCCAAGUCACCCCCUGUGCGCGGGGGUCAGUGUAAAGUCCCGCUCGGUGGGCGGAGCUUGCAGACGGCAGGGCAUGCCAUUGGUGGCUUUGAAGGUGCCUCGGCGGGAACAGCUGCUGAGGAAACGGCUGGAGAUAUGGGCCGAGAGAUGGAUGAGACUCUCGCCGAGUUCAUCAGGCGGACCAUCUUAAAAAUCCCCAUGGCUGAAAUGAUGACAAUCUUAAAAACCUGGGGUUUUUUGUCUGAAAACCAGUUGCGGAGCCUAAACUUCAAGCAGAGAAAGGAAUCUUUGGUUCAGGACUUGCUUCUGCUGUGUGAGGAGAACCGUGCAAGCAUAAAUGAUGUGGCCCUUUUAGACAUCGUUUACAUACAAGUUCAUCGGCACCAGAAAAUGUGGGAUGUUUUUCAUAUGAGUAAAGGACCAGAUGAAGAUGUUGACAUUUUUGACGUGGAAGAAUUCAAAAGUUUGUUUAAAAAAAUUCUUCACAGAGCAUUAAAAAAUGUGACAGUGAGCUUCAGGGACGCCAAGGAGAAUGCAGUCUGGAUUCGAAUCGCCUGGGGAACUCAGCACAAAAAGCCCAACCAGUACCAGCCUACUUACGUAGUGUAUCAUUCCCAGACUCCGUUCGCCUUCGCUUCUUCCUCCAGGCUGAAGAGCGCUAAACCCCUUCUGGGUCAGGCACUGACAAUCGCCAGCAAAUACCAUCAGAUCGUGCAGAUGGACCUGAGAAGCCGGCACCUGGACUCUCUGAAGGCAAUCGUUUUUAAACAGUUCAACCAGGCCUUUGAAAAUCACAACUCUACAACACCUCUUCAAGAAAAAAGCCUUGGGCUAGAUAUAAACAUGGAUUCAAGGAUCAUUCAUGAAAACACCAUAGAAAAAGAGAGGGUACGAAGAGUAACUCAGGAAACAUUUGGUAUUUGCCCUCAGCCUCAACUAGAGUUUGCACAGUACAAGCUUGAAACGAAGUUCAAAGGUGACUUAUAUGGGGGCAUCUUGGCUGAGAGGGAAGAGCCCCUCCGGUGUCUGAUAAAGUUCUCCAGCCCACAUCUUUUGGAAGCACUGAAAUCCUUAGCUCCAGCUGGUAUUGCAGAUGCUCCACUUUCUCCAUUGCUCACUUGCAUACCCAACAAGGCAAUGAAUUAUUUUAAAAUUAGAGAUAAAUAAGGCAUAUAUGUGGUUUUAUAAGCCCAGUGGCUCCUCGAUUAUAUGACACAUGCAUUCCAGCUCAUGCCUAACUAGAGGGCUUCUGUCUGUAAACUUGCUUUUCAGGCACUGAUCCUUUGUAUUAAAUUCAGAAACAUCCAUAUAGUUUUUGGAACAGUUUCCUCCCCGCCCACCUUUCUGAUCAGUACAGCAGUUGUGGGUAUUAAGACUCAACAGGAUAUACCUGCGGCACCACACUGAGCCCAAGUGCUGGGAUGCUUUGAAGCCUCCGUCUGGAACGGUGGCUGAGCCUGGGGGUGUGGUAUCUCGUGGCCUUUUGCCCACUCCUCCCUCUCCAUGAUCCUGGGAGGUCUCGUUCCAUUUGCUGCUUUCUGAGGAUUUUCUGUUAAGCUUUGGAUCACAGAAAUAAGCACCAGGAAACUAUACACAACUCAGAGCUUCUAGGUAUCGGGCAUUUCAGAGGGUCGGGUCGAGUCCCCUGAGUUGGCACUGCAGGAGGUUGCAUAUCUGAUGAAUUCACUUACAUAAAACAACUGUGUUUCACUGUAAAUAUGACACUUUUCAUAGUCUAAUUUAUUGCACAUAUGACAUGCAAACUGACAUACUGAUUUGUGAAUAAUAAAGAUAACGUGUUAAAAA